GGCCAAUCAUCAGGCUGACACGGACUCGCCAGACUCCGUCGAGGUAGGAUGUAGGGAUGAUCCCGGUUCCGCGCUUUAAGGGUCAGCCGCAGCUGUGGCAGGUGAACGCGGAGCCGCCUCCGUGGGUAUGGAUGAUCCCCGGCGGCUCUGGACUCUGCCGCGUGCAGGGUGCCAGCGUUCCAGCGCCUCUGCUGAUCUCCGCGCGCCCACCACCGCUGCUGCAGGGGCUCUCGAGCUGGCAGCUGUCCUGUGAUCCACUCUCGGUCCCUUUGAUACGGAUUCCUCCAGCGCCAGAGCGAGCCAUUAACCAGUUUCCACUCCCAAAUGUCCAGUUUGAUCUGCCAUCAAGGCCACAUGUUUUGGGAUUCCAGCCGUCUGCGAGCGUGGAGUUGGUGCCUGUGUUUCCCCGCGUGUACCGCACCAUCCUCCACCCACACCUCAGGAAGGGCUGGGUUGAGAAGAGGAGGCUCCCAGAAUAUAAGGUCUACCUGAACAAUACUCUGGCUCUGGAGACCACCUGGUUCGCUCCUGAAGAAAUGGGAAUUUUCCAGCGGCAAGAGAAGCCUGUGCUGGUGACAAAUCAAAUGGCAAUGAGGAUAUCUAGGCCAACCACUGCCUCCAGGAACCUCCACACUCUGCUGGUGUCACCGCGACGCAUAUCAGAGAUUAUUUUAGCGAGUCACAGCAGCGGCGUACAGGAGAUCGUGCCAGUCUUCCUCUGA
Engraulis encrasicolus (European anchovy) is the source of this 722-nucleotide messenger RNA. Its product is annotated as transcription elongation regulator 1-like protein. Lineage: Eukaryota; Metazoa; Chordata; Actinopteri; Clupeiformes; Engraulidae. Bases 57 to 722 code for a protein of 221 amino acids. The transcript has 5 exons. The record is from RefSeq and is a predicted model, not a curated record.